Cheilinus undulatus (humphead wrasse) is the source of this 2435-nucleotide messenger RNA. RefSeq names its product family with sequence similarity 169 member B (gene fam169b). The record is from RefSeq and is a predicted model, not a curated record. The coding region runs from base 136 to 1326 and encodes 396 amino acids. The transcript has 9 exons. NCBI's taxonomy places the organism in Eukaryota, Metazoa, Chordata, Actinopteri, Labriformes, Labridae.
GGGGCACUGCGAGUCAGAGAAAUGACAUGCUGUUAAAGGUGGAACUGAAAUAGAGUCCACAACAGGUGAACCUGGAAGCUUCUCCUGUGAACGCCUUUUGCUCACCUAUUUCACCACCUACUAAGAAUUAAAGUCAUGCACCCAGUAGAUCUUCCAGCUGUGGAAGACACUGACCUGACAUCAGCAUCAGAACAGUACCUCUCACCACUGGAGUCAGGACUGUGUAAUAAUGAAUGGUUCCAGUUAUCAGAGAACACAGAGGUAGAAAUUACCUCAAAAAAUGUGAGGCGCUUACAUCUGUUUGAAGAUGACCAACCUGACUGUACACUGUUGGCUCUCCAACCUCCUGAUGAUCCAGCACAAGUGGUGGCUUUAUACCUACACAAGAAGUGGUGGUGUGUUGAAGAUGUGUUACGUACAUCCAGUACUUCAAGAAGAGGCCUAAUGUUGGUGGAGUCAAUUAUAGAGAGAGUGAUUGUGUUCCUGCUUAGUCAGGUGGUGGAGAGGUCUUCACAGGAGGAGGUGCUGUUCUCCCUGCACCCUCGCACAGAGAGCUGCAAACUGCUGUGGAGAGAUGGCCAGGCAGUUGGCUUCUACACUGUCAAACACAAAGGUAGUCUGUGUGACAGCUGGAGUGGUUGUUGCUACCUGCUGCCUGUACUGGACACUAUUCUGGUGAGGAGGAGCUGCAGGAGGAGAGGCUUUGGUCUUCAGAUGCUGGAGGAUUUCUGCUUGACAUUCUCCACAGAGAAGUUUCUCGGAGUCAGCUCUCCAUUAUCACCCAGUAUGGUAGCAGUUUGCAGGAGGUUCCUGCAGCAACACAAAGAAUUUCAGGAGCACCUGUAUGAAGUGGAGGCUCCAGGUGGAUGGGCUCAACGAAGAAACAUUUGGCUCAACAUCCAGCUAGGCCGCUACUCCCCCAGUACAGAUGAUAAAAAUGAGAAGAGGAAUCAAACCGUAGGACCAAGCCUGAGCAAUAAGGGUGAUGACCUCUCUCAAACGACGAACACUCGUGGAACUGACCUGACGUCAGUGAGCACAUUGCUUAUGAGCAGACCACUUGUUAAGAUCUUUUCAGAACAACAAAGUGAACCUUGCAAUCACAGUCAGGGAGGAACCUCCCCAAGCAGCGAGACCAUUGGAACAGGAUGUAACCCUGCAGCCUACGCCAAUAAUCUGGACUCUGAAGCUCCCACCAGACCCCCACAGUCCCUUAACAUAAGAAGAGCCCUGAUAUCCAAGCCCUCCCUAUCCACAGAACCUCACAGAGAGGAGCCCGAGACGGAGGAGACACAAAGAGGAGCCAAACGAGUUAGAAGGAUGUGACUUGCUUCACAGAUUAGACACAUGCACAGGUCUUGUGAAGCUGGGUUGUACUAUUGUUGUGACUUUUAGACUGUUUUCAGACUGACUGGUAAAUAAAAAUGCUACUACAGACAUGCAGCACAGUAAUACUGCUCUGUACAACACAAACAACUGAGUUUGUCCUGUUCUUAUCCUUUAAAUUGAAGUCAGGCCCCAUUUGAUUUACUGACUGAACAAUCAUCCCACGCCCAAACUUGGCAGAUUUGAACCAUUCCACUGUAAUAAGCCUGACUGACAUUUUCACCACUGUGUUACCUUUCUAAGGCAUGACAUCUUAUAAAAGUCUUAUUCUUCAUAGGGCCUGGGAGACCAUGUAUUGUCCUUUCAUCCAUCUUCAACCUUAGUGAAGGUUCAAAGAACAGUGAAAGUAUAUGUGUUCUGAUGAGCCUCCUUCAGUCCGAAAACAAAGACAAAUAUUAUUUGCCUUACAAUUAAGGAACUUGCAUUUGAUUUGUUUUCUUUACACUUUAAUAUUUGUAGGGCAAAUAUGAGCCAAGAACCAGAAGUAAAAGAGUUUGUCUUGUAAGAAUGAAAUUACAGGGGUUAGAAGAUUAGGUCAGGGUUUUUUUUUUUUUUUGGUAGUAUUGAUCUACAGUGAAUGUAUGGUCUUUAGUGAAUAGAGAUGCCUUGUGCAACUGUUUCAGAGGGAUCGCUGUACCAAAGUAAUUUUUUUGUUGUUGGUGAGUUUGUGUUUUGAGUAGGGAUUGAAUGAUAUUGUUUUUUAAGGGCUGAUGCUGAUUAUUAAUAGUUCAUGAGACCGAUAACCAAUAUUGUGAGCUAAUAGGCACUUAUUAUGUCAAACAAAAUGUACUUAAUUUGUAAUAAGUAAAAUGGCAUGAUCAAAAAAUAAAGGAAAAUAAACAAUUUAGCUGCAGCUCUAUCAGCAUGAGAAAGGCACAGAGCAGCAGAAAACAGUAAGUGAUGCCAGAAGCUGGCGGUUGUCAGGUUCACCCAGGUUUAAAUGUUGUCUGACUGGAACUCAUGUACUAUCCAGACAAUCAGAUUGUGUUGUAUACAGGAAAUUUGGUGAAACCUUGGAGAGUGAAAAUAAACUUAGAGGGGAAGAUGCA